UUAAAUUCAAACUUUAAUAUGUCAAAAAUUAUCCAAGAGAGCAAGCAGGAUAAGGCAAGGAGGAAGUUCAGAAGGUGGGUGGAUAGAUCUUACACUACUUUACGAGUGAAAAUGGUGCCCUCAAUGCUGCAUACUCUCUGUAAGCUGAAACUGAAGAUGAUCACGUACCAGAGGAAGAAGCUGGGUAGGAAUCGAAUGCAAUCUAAGCAAUCUCUUCACUCAACAUCAUCCCUCAGCUUCGAGGUUGCUGGCGAGCGGAGUCACGUUAUUGAAGAAAAUGCGACACAAAAGUUGUCAGGCCACGGAGAAUGGAGGUAUUACGACCAACUUGUUGAAAUGAGUAGUCUUCAAAAUUCAGUGUUCAGUGAUGUAAGAGAAAAACCUACCAAAAUUUGCUAUACUCUCACUAAUCCAGAAGAUAAUGUACAGGAUGCUACUUGAGAGAGUAAGGAUUCAGAUCCUCAACAGAAGAGGUUCAGCAUUAAAGAUAUAUUACUUGGAAAGCACAGGACUAAGUCUUUGACACAUAUUCGUGAAGAAGACCAACAGAGAGACCAACCUAUUGGGCUUGUGAGUGGUUCUGCAAGGAAUUCGAAUGUUCCAAACCCGACUUGCGUUAAGAGCGAAGUGGAAAAAAUAGAGCAAAACUAGCCAGAAAGGGGCUUCUAUAAAUGAGAGUACACCUAAAAAUCAUCUCA
Messenger RNA from Moneuplotes crassus, 698 nucleotides. NCBI's taxonomy places the organism in Eukaryota, Ciliophora, Spirotrichea, Euplotida, Euplotidae. The record is from the annotation of a GenBank genome assembly.